Messenger RNA from Erythranthe guttata (spotted monkey flower), 1266 nucleotides. NCBI's taxonomy places the organism in Eukaryota, Viridiplantae, Streptophyta, Magnoliopsida, Lamiales, Phrymaceae. The record is from RefSeq and is a predicted model, not a curated record.
AUGAAUGAAAAUAUAAACAUCUCUCGUCCUUGUACUGCUGGUUCAGCCUCAACAACCAGUUCUGAUAAUACGCCGUCGUUUACAGAUAUCCAUGUUGACGUGGAACAACCAAUUAUAACAUCCCCUACGAUUAAUGCAGAUUUUGUUGCUACUCCUCUCUCCUCCUACUUCUCUCUUCCUCUAUUCCCUCCCACCAUUUUAUAUCCGCCUUCCGGAAUCAACCGCCGAAGAUUUCGGAGAGUGGCGGGGCUCGUAAUUAUAACUCUCAUCCUAAUAACUACUUUGUUGGUUGCGUUAUUAUUAUCGACAAAGAAGAAGAAAGGGAAAACAAAUUAUAAUAGUCUCGACUGCGUGAUUAAAAUAUCGGUUUCUAAGGAUUGGAUUAAUAACAAGUCGAACUUCACUAAUGUGUCCGACGCAGUGGAAGCCUCGCCAAACUAUAGCCCGUUCAAAGUGUGCAUCACAAUCGGGGAAGGGGAAUACUACGAAAUCGUCAAGAUUGGUCACGAAAAGAUCAAUUUGAUUUUUAUUGGAGAAGGAAUCGGGAAGACCGUUAUAUCUUCAAACGCAAGCAACGUAUAUGGAUCACCGGUAGCUGCAACUCUAAGUGUAUUUGGAGAAGAGUUCUUGGCUCAAGAUCUGACGAUCAGAAACGAAGCAGUACAAUAUGGGGUUGCGGUUGAGAACGCAGGAGCAAAAUCAAUCUUCUUUAGGUGUAAAUUUGAAGGAGCUAACGCGACUCUGUAUACCAACGGUGAAAAACAAUUCUACCGCGAUUGCCGCUUUUACGGUGGAACUAAUUUGGUGUUCGGAUACAGCCGUGCCUUCUUCCAAAAAUGCAAGUUUGUCGGCGAGAAAUCGCAUCCUCGAGAUAAGGUUGUAUUCUCUAGCCAAACUUCUCGUCUUUCGAAUUUUGAGAUUGGGUUUGUAUUUCACCUUUGUGCGUUCGACGUAGUGGGGAGUUUUGCAAAUAGCUCAGAAACAGCCUUCUUAGGUAGUUCGGCGGGGUAUUACGCGUUUGUUGUAGUUAUGGAAUCGUAUUUGGAUCGAUCCGUAGGCGGAUACUUUCUUGGUGCUCCCCCAAACACUAUGUACUAUGUCGUUUUUCGCAACGUAGGAGUUGGUGCAACUAAAGCGAAUAUACCACAAUUUGUGUAUGUACUCGAAAGUGUGGAAGCUGCUUCAAAAUAUUCAUUAAGGGAGUUUUUAGAUGGAGGUAGUUGGAUAGCUAAAGGGGUAGACUACGAUUUAGAUUUAGUGAAAUGA